This is a messenger RNA of Nicotiana tabacum (common tobacco), 593 nucleotides long. The record is from RefSeq and is a predicted model, not a curated record. Lineage: Eukaryota; Viridiplantae; Streptophyta; Magnoliopsida; Solanales; Solanaceae.
GUCUACUAAUAUGAAAAUUAAGAAUGAUACCACAAUUUUCAAUCUCUCUCAAAAUCCAUAAAUUGGAAACCAAAUAAGUGAAGGUUUUGGGAGUAAUCAUCCAGCUAGCUAUGAUUAGAACCACUCUUCUGCAAGUUAAUUUCAACUGUGUCCUGUGCAAGAAAUUCGUUCUGCAAGCCAUUGCAAGACGUGAAGGUAUAGAUUGUGUGAGCAUAAAAACAGGGGAGAGGAAAUUGGUAGUGGUUGGAACAGUACGUCCGGAGUUUCUUGUAAAGGAAAUAAAGAAGAUUGGAAAGGAUGCGGAGAUAAUACAAGUUAGAGAGCAUAGACGGAAUGGUGAUGAUACACAAGCGACAGCGGCAGCUCCGACUAAUGAUGAAAAUGUUGAAGGAAAUAAUAACGUAAGACAGUUGCCAAGAAUGUGUAGAGAGUGCCAGAGUCGAACUGGGGUUGAAAUUGGUUGUAGGCCUUAAUUGGUCAUGAUCCACACUACUAAAUGAUUAAUAUAGUUACCAGAAUUGCUGUUGUUUAAUUAUGUAAAUUGUUUUAGACUGCUAAUUUCGUGCUCGAAAAAAGAUUGAUGUUUACACCAA